AGUUAGUCGAAGAUAGACGUCCGUGCCGGUUGGACGAGUAGAAAAUGUCAUCACAAAUGAGUCACCUUCUUGUUUUAACGUUAGUGUCUACUACCUGCGCUGUCUUCGCAGUUUCAGAGACAUGCCGUCAAACUGAGGAACCACCCAGCCCUACCUCAGAAUGCUGCGGUUUAGAUCUCGCAGAUGAUCGUCGUAACAUUAGUGGAGACGCAGCCAUCAAUCAGUUCCCUUGGCUAGCUCUGAUUGAACACAAUGAAGGCAGAUUGACGUGCACCGGUGUUCUCAUCAGCUCAAGAUACGUACUGACAGCCGCUCAAUGUUUAUACCAUGCUCCGAAAAACGUCCGUCUUGGCGAAUAUAACAAAACGAAUACCGGGCCAGAUUGUCUCAUUGUAAACGGGAAACAGGUUUGCAACGGCGGAGCGAUCACGAUUCCAAUAGCAUCUGUAGUUUCACAUCCUGAAUUCAACUUGCCAAAAUACCACGGCCACGACAUUGCUAUCAUCAAACUCGCCAAACAAGUACCUUAUAACGAAUUCAUACGGCCAAUCUGUCUACCAACAUCCGAUAUCACCAUAUCGCCACCUGAUAACUUAAGACUGAUCAACGCUGGCUGGGGCAGCAAGCCUUCCAGCGACCGAGAGGACGACGUUGUCAAACAUUACGUUGAAUUACCAUUUAUCCCUCUCAAGCGGUGCAAGGAAAUAUAUGAAGCAAAACCAACUCGGGUAUCAGCAUCAGUCAGUGAAAAACACAUUUGCGCCGGCGGCGAGCGCGGCUUAGAUUCCUGCAGGGGAGACGGUGGUGGUCCACUAAUGUCUGAAGUGGAUGGUCGCUACACAUUAGCUGGAAUCGUUAGUUUUGGACCAGUACCGUGUGGUAGAGAAGGCAUACCAAGUGUUUACACGAAGGUCUAUUCAUAUUUACCCUGGAUAAAUAAAGUUAUCUCAUCUAAACCCUAAUAUUACCAAAAUAAUCAAAUUCUAAGUUGCUUGUGAUAAUAUAUUUUCUUUAAUUCCUUGGCAGGUUUAGCCAGUGAUUAUUUUUUACAAAUCGAAUAAUAAAUAUAGUUAAAAUGUU
Nymphalis io (European peacock) is the source of this 1080-nucleotide messenger RNA. RefSeq names its product phenoloxidase-activating enzyme-like. NCBI's taxonomy places the organism in Eukaryota, Metazoa, Arthropoda, Insecta, Lepidoptera, Nymphalidae. Gene Ontology annotation, biological process: proteolysis. Gene Ontology annotation, molecular function: serine-type endopeptidase activity. The transcript is spliced from 6 exons. Bases 45 to 962 code for a protein of 305 amino acids. The record is from RefSeq and is a predicted model, not a curated record.